AUUUGUUUCGCUGAAGCCGCCAUUGUAGUGUCAUCAUUUAUGGAGAUUUUGGACUUUUGUCAUUUUGGAACCGUGUUUGUGGAGAUUCAGGCUUCGUCGUUUCGUGUUGUCGUUAGUGAUUUUAGGCUUUUUGUCGUUUCGGUAACGUCGUUUGUAGAGAUUUCAGGAUUUCGUCAUUUGUUCGGUGACAUUGUUUGUAGAGAUUCUUCAGUGAUUUUAGACUUUCGCCCUUGGAGUGUUUCUUCUACGUUCUUCUAG
Molecule: messenger RNA, 258 nt
Organism: Dentiscutata erythropus
Lineage: Eukaryota; Fungi; Glomeromycota; Glomeromycetes; Diversisporales; Gigasporaceae
Source: the annotation of a GenBank genome assembly